Pleuronectes platessa (European plaice) is the source of this 1191-nucleotide messenger RNA. RefSeq names its product adrenoceptor beta 1 (gene adrb1). NCBI's taxonomy places the organism in Eukaryota, Metazoa, Chordata, Actinopteri, Pleuronectiformes, Pleuronectidae. The coding region runs from base 1 to 1191 and encodes 396 amino acids. The transcript has a single exon. Gene Ontology annotation, cellular component: membrane. Gene Ontology annotation, biological process: adenylate cyclase-activating adrenergic receptor signaling pathway; positive regulation of heart rate by epinephrine-norepinephrine; norepinephrine-epinephrine-mediated vasodilation involved in regulation of systemic arterial blood pressure. Gene Ontology annotation, molecular function: beta1-adrenergic receptor activity. The record is from RefSeq and is a predicted model, not a curated record.
AUGGGGGACGGCGGCGCGUCCUCGCCGCUGAACUUCCACAAUGGAACCGGGGACGAGCUGCCGGACGCACCGGGCUCCUCCGCGUCCGAGCAGUGGAUGGCGGGGCUGAGCCUGAUCAUGGCUCUCAUCGUCCUCUCCAUCGUGUUCGGGAACAUCCUGGUGAUCGUGGCCAUCGCCAGGACGCAGCGGCUGCAGACGCUCACCAACGUGUUCAUCGUUUCCCUGGCGAGCGCGGACCUCAUCAUGGGGCUGCUGGUGGUGCCCUUUGGCGCCGCGCUCGAGGUGCGCGGCUCGUGGAUGUACGGCUCCUUCUUCUGCGAGUUUUGGAUCUCCGUGGACGUUCUCUGCGUCACAGCCAGCAUUGAGACCCUGUGCGUAAUCGCCAUAGACAGGUACGUGGCCAUCACCUCGCCUUUCCGCUACCAGAGCCUGCUGACCAAGGCUCGGGCCAAAGCCAUGGUGUGCAUCGUGUGGGCCAUCUCUGCGCUCGUGUCCUUCCUCCCCAUCCUCAUGCACUGGUCCCGGGACAGCGUGGACACCGCCUGCUACGAGGACCCGGAGUGCUGCGACUUCGUCACCAACAGGGCUUACGCCAUCUCCUCGUCCGUCAUCUCUUUUUACAUUCCUCUCCUGGUCAUGCUCUUUGUUUACGCGCGCGUGUACCGGGAGGCGAAGAAGCAGCUGAAGAAGAUCGACAAGUGCGAGGGCAGGUUUCACAACACGCUGACCGGCCUGACCUCCAAGUGCAAGAAGAGGCCGUCCAAGAUCCUGGCGCUCAGGGAGCAGAAGGCUCUCAAGACGCUCGGCAUCAUCAUGGGCACGUUCACCCUGUGCUGGCUGCCCUUCUUCAUCGUCAACGUGGUGCGCGUCUUCAGCGCGGCGGUGGUGGAUAAGGACCUGUUCGUGUUCCUGAACUGGCUGGGCUACGUGAACUCCGCGUUCAACCCCAUCAUCUACUGCCGGAGCCCGGACUUCAGGAAGGCGUUCAAGCGGCUGCUGUGCUGCCCGAGGCAAGCGGACCGCCGGCUGCACGUCAGCUCCUGCGACCUGUCCCGCUACUCCGGCGGCUUCGUGUCCACGCUGGAGCAGGGCGCGCUGGGGCUGUGGCCGGACUGCCCCGGCCUGGACAACAGCGACAGCAGCCUGGGGGCCACUGCGAGCAAGCUGCCUCACUCUGAAUCGCAGGUGUGA